AAUGGCGAGGCCGCACGCGGUGGUGGUGCCGCACCCGAGCUCCGGUAACAUCAACCCGGCGCUCCAGCUGGCCAAGCUGCUGCACCACCACGGCGUCUACAUCACCUUCGUCAACACCGAGCACAACCACCGCAUCAUGGAGGCCACGGAGGGCGCCGCCGCGGUGCGUGGCCAUGAGGGGUUCCGGUUCGAGGCGAUCCCGGACGGGCUGGUGGAGGCUGACCGGGACGCCGAGGACUACGACCUCAGGCUAUCUGCGGCCACGAGCCAGCGGUGGGCGGAGCCUCUGAGGGAGCUCCUCCUCCGGCUCAACGGCACCCCGGCCGUGCCGCCGGUGACGUGCGUGCUGCCGACGUCGCUGAUGAGCUUCGCGCUGGACGUGGCGCGGGAGCUGGGCGUGCCGAGCAUGGUGCUCUGGGCUUGUAGCGCCGCAUCGCUGAUGGCCCACAUGCGGCUCCGGGAGCUAAAGGAAAGAGGCUACGUGCCACUCAAAGACGAGAGCUGCUUGACGAACGGACACCUGGGUAGGACGAUCAUCGGCUGGAUCCCGGGCAUGCUGCCGAUCAGCCUCGGAGACAUCUGCAGCUUCGUUCGCACGACCGACCCGGACGAUUUUGGCCUCCGUUUCAGCAUGGUGGAGGCCAACGGCUGCACCAAGGCCGACGCGCUCAUCCUCAACACCUUCGACGACCUAGAAGCCGACGUCCUCGCCGCCCUCCGCGCCGAGUACCCGCGCAUCUACACCGUCGGUCCCCUAGGCUCCCUCCUCAACCACCACCAAAGGGACGACGAUGCCUCCGGCUCCGCCGGCGGCCUGAGCCUGUGGAAGCAGGACAGCGAGUGCCUCGCGUGGCUGGACACGCAACAGCCGGGCUCCAUCGUGUACGCCAACUUCGGCAGCCUCACGGUCCUCUCAGCCGACCAGCUGGCCGAGUUCGCGUGGGGCCUCGCGGCCAGCGGCCACCCGUUCCUCUGGUCCAUCAGGGACAACCUCGUCCCGGGCACCGGCGCUGGCAUGAGCUCGCUGCCGCCGGAGUUCGUCGCGGCGACAGCAGGGCGGUGCUGCCUGACCGCGUGGUGCCCGCAGGAUCAGGUGCUAGGGCACCCGGCCGUGGGGUGCUUCCUCACGCACAACGGGUGGAACUCCACCUGCGAGAGUGUGGCCGCCGGUGUGCCGAUGGUUUGCUGGCCGGGGUUCGCCGACCAGUACACCAACUGCAAGUACGCCUGCGAGGUGUGGGGCGUGGGCCUCCGGCUUGACGACGAGGUGAGGAGGGAGCAGGUGGCUAGCCACGUCAGGCAUGCGAUGAAGGCGAAGGACAUGCAGGAGGGCGCGGCUGGGUGGAAGGUCAAGGCGGAGGAGGCCGCGGCGCCCGGCGGGAUGUCCUGGGAGAACCUGCGGAGUAUGGUCAGAGAGCUCGGCUCUGUCAAUGCUGAAGCCUGAGGAGUUUGACUGAUCGAUCAUCAUCUUUUAUCGGGGUCAGUCCGGCUCCAUCUGCAACUGCAUCAGUGAUGCCAAUAAAGUAUUCCCUAUAAGCCACUGCUCGUUAUUUACUUCAUAUUGUAUUAUCUUAUCUUAUGAUCUUAUCCGAUCUAUGUAUUUC
Molecule: messenger RNA, 1604 nt
Organism: Triticum aestivum (bread wheat)
Lineage: Eukaryota; Viridiplantae; Streptophyta; Magnoliopsida; Poales; Poaceae
Product: 7-deoxyloganetin glucosyltransferase
Exons: 2
Coding region: 2-1444 (480 amino acids)
Molecular function (GO): quercetin 3-O-glucosyltransferase activity; quercetin 7-O-glucosyltransferase activity
Source: RefSeq, a predicted model, not a curated record